AUGACCCAGCACGGCUCAGCUGAUAAGAAGGAGGAAGAUUUUUUUUUAUUCGUAGAACAGGAAAACGCGGAAAUUUCAACGAACAGAAGGAACCCCAAGGUCGCGCUUGCGUUUGAGGAAGUGCUAGACUCCAUCGGGUCGAGAGGAAUAUUUCAGAAGCGGCUCAACAUUGUCUUCAACUGCGUCGGACCAUGUCUCAAUAUGUUGAGUGUAAAUGUUUUCUAUCUCGCAAUGCAGACGCAUGACCACUGGUGCCAUGUUCCUGGCAGGGAACGUGCCAAUCUGUCGCUGGAGGAGUGGAAGAAUAUUACAAUUCCUAGGGCAGGCAAAUCGUUCAGCAAGUGUCUGAUGUACAACCAGAGCGAUGGUGUCAACUGGAACAGUGUAGAACCCGUCAUGUGUCAACACGGCUGGGACUACGACGACACGUGGUUCUCGCUGACUGUCCCUUCUCAGAUGAACUGGGUCUGCGAGAACCAGAAGUACGCCAACGACGUCUUGUUCUACGCACAAAACAUCGGAGUGGCUCUGAGCCUGCUAUUCGGAUACAUAGGCGACAUACUACCAGAAACCAGGCUACUGAAACGCCUGUUCACCUACUUUUGGGAAAGAAAGACCAAGAACAAGUUGUUCAAAGAGGUUCAAGAUUAUUUAGACGAGUUAGGAUUGACAAUGCAACAAAUUGAAGGCAGAGAAGAGAAGAAGAUCCUGAAACACAGUGACACAACAUUUAAAUUCAAGACAUUUACACGCAAAAAGUACACCAUAACUGAUGAAGAAAGGGCUGCCAGGUGGUUCCCGGAGUCGCCUCGGUGGCUGGCGUGUAGAGGUCGCGAGGAGGAAGCCCUGAGGCUGCUGUGCCGCAUCGCCACGACCAACGGCGGACAGCUGCCUCCGUUCGCACCACGGGUGAUGCGGACCGUGGCCAAGGCCCAGAAAGAUAGGAAGGGCUUCCUCAGCCUCUUCUCCAGCUGGAACGUCUUCAAGAAUACGGUGCUGCUCAUCACUGCAAGAUCUGCGCACGUACUGACGCGGUUCUCGCUGGUGUUGCUGGCUGGUGGUGUGGGCGUGAAUCCCUUCCUGACGCUGGUGGCGCAGGGCGCGGUCCAGCUUCCCUCGGUCUGCGCCGUCCACGUGUGCGCGGCGCGAUUUGGCCGCCGCUGGACCGGUGUGGGCUGUGCCCUGCUGGCAGGAGUCAUUUGCGCGGCCGCCUUCUGCAUGCUGAGGGCUGGCAUCAUCGGACUGGCCAUCACGGUGAUGGCUGUGAUAACGCAGUUCUUCACGACUGGCACUAUCGCCAUGGCCAACCUACAGAGUGUUGAGGUGCACCCCACGUGCCUGCGUCAGAUCGCCGCCUGCGUCGAGUGGACCGCAGCUGGGGUCGUCAUGUCUGCACUUCCAUACGUGGCCCUCAUGAGUGACAGACGGACGCCCUACGCCAUUCUCGCAGUUCUGAACUUGGGGACAGCGGUUGCAGUAUCGUUCCUUCCAGAAUCUGCUUUGCAGAGGUUACCAGAAUCAUUACAGGAUGCUGCCAUCUUCGGCAAAGACCAGAAGUAUUGGAGCUGGAAGCCAAAACCAGCUCCACAGUAUGCCAUGGCUUAA
This is a messenger RNA of Schistocerca nitens (vagrant locust), 1605 nucleotides long. Its product is annotated as carcinine transporter-like. The coding region runs from base 1 to 1605 and encodes 534 amino acids. The record is from RefSeq and is a predicted model, not a curated record. Gene Ontology annotation, cellular component: membrane. Gene Ontology annotation, biological process: transmembrane transport. The transcript is spliced from 8 exons. Gene Ontology annotation, molecular function: transmembrane transporter activity. NCBI's taxonomy places the organism in Eukaryota, Metazoa, Arthropoda, Insecta, Orthoptera, Acrididae.